Molecule: messenger RNA, 1215 nt
Organism: Wallemia ichthyophaga EXF-994
Lineage: Eukaryota; Fungi; Basidiomycota; Wallemiomycetes; Wallemiales; Wallemiaceae
Product: Methionine aminopeptidase 1
Exons: 3
Coding region: 1-1215 (404 amino acids)
Biological process (GO): proteolysis
Molecular function (GO): metalloaminopeptidase activity
Source: RefSeq, a predicted model, not a curated record
AUGCAAUGUCCUAAGUGUAAGGAUCUCAACAUUUCUUCCUUCUUCUGCGGCCAAGACUGCUUUAGGAAAAGCUGGUCGAGCCACAAGACGGUGCACACACAGAACCAGCCCAGCCAACCCAGCCAAACUACAAACGAUCCACAUCUCCUCAAACUUGCGGCUGCUCUCCAGCAAUCUGGCACCACCGGUAUCGGCAAAGGCGAGCCUAUCGAACAAGGCGCAUACGACCCAAAUCCAAAUCAUCCAUACACAGGCACACUUAGACCCCACUAUCCUCUUUCUCCGAGGUCUGCUGUCCCUCAAUCUGUUGCCCUCCCUGACUACGCUAAAGACGGUACGCUCAACCUCCUCAAAGCCACUUACGGAUUGGCCAAAGGUCUCGCUUCUGUAAAGAGGCUGUCCGAGGUGGAGAUUGAUACCAUGAGACGCGUUUGCAGGCUCGGCCGAUACGUCCUUAAUCAGACUGGAAACCAAAUCAAGCCAGGUGUCUCCACAGACCAGCUCGAUAAAUACGUUCAUUCGCUCUGCAUGGCCAACAACGCCUACCCGUCUCCGCUCAACUACCAUGGUUUUCCAAAAUCAGUUUGCACCAGUGUAAAUGAAGUCAUCUGCCACGGCAUACCCGACAAGCGCAGACUGAAGCAGGGCGACAUUAUUAACCUUGACAUAAGUCUGUUCAAGAAUGGCUUCCACACGGAUCUCAAUGCUACUUUCGCUGUUGGGGAGAUAGAUGGCGAGAGUCAGCGGCUGAUCGACACUACGCGUAGAGCGCUCGAUAACGCAAUCGCCAUCUGCAAACCAGGCACACCAUACAGGAACAUUGGCGGGGAGAUACAGCCGACUUGCGACGAGCAGGGCUUCUCAGUCGUCAAGACUUACACAGGUCAUGGCGUUGGCAGAGAGUUCCAUCAGGCGCCAACUAUCCUCCAUCACUCCAAUCUGCGCAGCAAGGGCGAGAUGAAAGUGGGGCAGAUAUUCACUAUCGAACCUAUGGUAAAUGCUAGCAAGAGCUACCAUGUUGAACAUUGGAAUGAUAAUUGGACUGCUGUUACUCGCGAUGGCGUUAGGAGUGCGCAGUUUGAAGAAGCUAUUCUCAUCACUGAGGGUGGUUGCGAGGUUCUCACUGCGGAUGACGAUUAUUCUCCACCUGCUGACCAUAUCUCCAUUCCCCAUGUAAAGGCUGAUGAGGGUGUUGUCACGAUCAGUGAUAUAUAG